AUGCACAUACGCACACUUAUAACGUCACAGGGUUGGGGCCGGUUGGACUCGAAGGCUAAGUUUUCAGCAUGGAAAAUCGGACGAAAGAGCCGAACCGAGAGGAUCAGGGGAGACCGACGGCGAAAACAGCACCGCACCGUUGACGUCCCUCCUUUGUUUCGCGUUCCCAGAAGACCGCACUCACCAGCCAAGGUCACUGCUGCCUCAGCGUCGAUGGUCAUCAUGCCGGACACCGGCUCGUCGCUACGCCUCUUUACUCUACUAGCCGUCAUCUCGGCCGUCGUGGCCAUUUCCAAGAGGGACUUCUACCCUUUCGGCACCGCCUCCUCUGGCGACAGCGAGCUGCCUUCAUACGAUGACGUCAGCAGCCCAGAGAUUCACUUCCCGACGUCGGUGCGCUUUCUCGAAGGCAGCUAUGACUACGGUUUCGUCAACCAGAACGGCUUCGUUUCGUUCGAAAGCGAGUUACCGUACUUUUCCAGUCGAAACCUGAACGAAUACGCGUAUCCGAUCAUUGCGGUCUUCCUCAGCGACGUGGACCCUCGCGGCAUCACCUCUGCUGAAGAUGGGGGUCGUGUCUUUUACAGAUCCCAGGACAUCUUUCUUUUCGUGGACAAGUUCAUUAUUAACUCCUAUGGCAUUCCUGCCGUCAGAGACAAUUUGAUCUUCCGAUGCCUCAGUCAUUCAGCCAUUACUGGAUUUGCUGGUUGA
Soboliphyme baturini is the source of this 711-nucleotide messenger RNA. The record is from the annotation of a GenBank genome assembly. Lineage: Eukaryota; Metazoa; Nematoda; Enoplea; Dioctophymatida; Soboliphymatidae.